AUGGCCCCAUUGCCUUCUACUCCUCCUCCUCGCCGACCUGCAUCUAGCAGGAUACGUACUCGACCGCGAUCAGCAGGCGCAAUCCACUCUGACAAAUCCACCCCUGCAAACACUACCUCUGAACCUCCUCGCAAAAAGACUCGCUACAUACCAGGUGGCCCAGGAGGCGGUGGCAGAUACAUCGACGACAACGGUAACGAGCUACCAGUUGGAGGGACAGGCCCAGGAGGAUAUAAUUACGUCGGUCCGCGCGGGCCAGUUGGGCGGGAAAACGCUGCUAUGGGCUUGGUGCCUCAAGUUUACAGCCGUCGAGACAGAAGCACACGAACGCGAACCGUCCUACCACGAUCGCAACAGCCCCCCAUGAGGUUCACAUCUGCAGCUCAGGCUGCCGCAGUAGUACAGAGUGAUGGAUACAAACCGCGAGAAGAGCGCGCCUGGGAAGAAUUCCACCCAAAUCUCGAGAUUGACGCCCCUCUACGUGCUUUUAGUGCCCAGGAGGUUGAUGGCAUGUUAGAUUCGAGGCCUGUCACAACUGGCAACGGCGAAGGAACCGUUAACGGAGUGCGUACUCCUAACGGCAUACUCGGCUCCAAGGGGAAGAGUGACGGAUUUCCCACACCAAUAGGCACAUUCAAUGGAGAGCCUGUGACUAUCAGCAUACCGGGGACGCCUGGUGGAGGUAAGAGAAGGCCAGGAAGACCUCCCAAGGAUCCUGUUGCGUUUUUCACUGCCAAAGCAAUGAGAGAAUUUGGCGCCAAUGUCGUUAUAGCCACUGGCAUUGGUGGUACCCCGAGAACACCGAAGGUCAUGCCACCAGUAAUAAACAUCAACGCGAAGGAACGCCUAACUCUGCCGCAGCCUUCAUACCGGAAAACGGACACGCUCGCACGGUUCGAAGACAAGGCUCUGGGACUAGUUCGAUAUGUAGACAAGUCUAUGGCCAAUGUUGGGUACCAGGAGAGUGACAUAUUUGUCCGUCCUGAACGUACCCUGAUCAAGGUCUCUGAUGGAAAUCUUGAUGACGAUCUCGAUCUUGGACCCGGAAAUAAAACGGACCUGGAAGCCACAGUUGCUGUCGGGGGCAGUAGUUUGGGACGCGUUGAGUACGACAUGGAUGAACAGGAUGACAAGUGGUUGGAAGCAUAUAACGCUGAACGCAAAGGAUCCAACCUCGAGCUGAUUACCCGAGAAGUCUUUGAAAUUACCAUCACAAAGAUCGAAAAAGAAUGGCACGCACUUGAGAGACGCAUCCCGAAGCCAAAUCCCAAACCACCGCAAACUCAUCGGCCUAGGUCAAGUUCUGCUGCAGCUGUGAACGGCGAGCCACAAGCCGGGGAAGAACAAGACAGCAAAUGUGCUAUCUGUGACGAUGGAGAUUGCGAGAACACGAAUGCUAUCGUAUUUUGCGAUGGGUGUGAUCUGGCGGUACAUCAGGAGUGUUAUGGUGUGCCAUUCAUUCCCGAAGGACAGUGGUUAUGCCGUAAAUGUCAAUUGAUUGGCCGUGGCAUCCCGACAUGUAUAUUCUGUCCGAAUACGGAGGGUGCUUUCAAACAGACAAACGCCUCGAAAUGGGCACAUCUUCUCUGCGCGAUGUGGAUUCCCGAAGUCUCACUUGGAAACCAUACUUUCAUGGAGCCGGUCAUGGAAGUCGAAAAGGUUCCUAAGACUCGAUGGAGGUUGAGCUGCUAUCUCUGCAACCAACGCAUGGGUGCCUGUAUUCAAUGCGGAAACAAGUCGUGCUACCAGGCCUUCCAUGUGACGUGCGCACGAAGAGCUCACUUAUUUCUCAAGAUGAAAAACAACCAAGGCACGCUUGCAGUGCUUGAUGGCACUACGGUGCUAAAAGCUUUUUGCGACAAGCAUUGUCCUUCGGAUUACGCGAAAGAAAAUGAAGUCGCCCUAGCUACUCGAGAUGCCAAAGCAUUCUACAAGAGGACAAUGCGUGGUCGUCUCUGGGCUGAUAGCCAAGCAUCCGCCUUAACAAUGGCGGCAACACAUCAACAUGCUGUUACCGAGCACCAGCCCGGCGAAUCGCAGCUCACCGGAAUCAAGGUUGCAUUGACAAUGGGCGAAAGCAAGAAGAAAGGCAACCAACCCCAAAAGCCGGUCUGGAAGCUCCCAUCCGGCGCCCCAGUCAUUCCGAAAUACUGUUUUGAAAACGUGGUACACUCACUUGGACGCUUCACCAUCCAGAAACGCAAAGAAUACGCGGCAGAUGCUUGUCGAUACUGGACUCUUAAAAGAGAAGCGCGGAGGGGAGCAGCCUUACUCAAGCGAUUGCAACUUCAAAUGGAGACGUUUUCUUCCAUGGAAAUCACUCGAAGAAACUUUUCUGGAAUGGGACCUGCGGGCAGAACAAGACUGAAUCGUAGAAUCGAGUUUGCGCAAACCCUCAUCCAAGAUCUGGAAAAGCUCAAGUCCCUAUCAGAGGAUGUCGUGAAGCGCGAAGCAGAGAAAUACCAUGCAGUAGAGUUGGAGGAGGAUGUUGUUGACUCCGUCUACUUCCCGGUAGCCAAGAUGUUACCUAUCAUUGUCGAAAAAGCCUUAACCCUUGAUAUCAGGCUUCUUUUCACAGAUGCACUGCUGAAAAUGCGCAAGAAAGUCGAGAGCCGAUUCUACACUACAGCUAUGGCGUUUGCAAACGACCUUUGCAAUAUCAUCCGCAGUGGCAUCAUUUCUGAACCUCCGAUAAGACCUGAAACCGCGGUUUCGAGAGAGCUUGAGCGUGGAUCUACCAUCAAGAAGGUCCCUCUCGAUCUUAAGGAGCGCCGCAGACAGGGCAAACGGAUCAUCACCAGUAACAAGGCUCAACUAGAAGCUGCAGUGAGGGCGGAGGCAGAAAUCAGUGGCAAACCUGUCGAUGCGCUCCUCCAAGAAUUGCAACAGAUGGUCGAUUCCAGUUACAUUGCUAGUCACGACUCCAUAUCUGUAUCACUAGGAGAUGCGGCUUCUGUCGGAGACAUCGAUGCCGACCAGGAUGUCGAGAUGGCGGAGACUACGCAAAGCAAACCCGCAGAGCAACUUCACGGAGACCAGGAUACAUCUGCUGUUCCUCCAUCCGGGGACGUGGAAAUGCAAGAUACUGACGCCCCAGGCGAAAAAGUUGACGACACGGUUGUGGCAACCCCCACAGGUGACGAUACAAUCAAAGUAGAUACUCCGCUUGCUGAAAUCGAUGGAAACAUCCCUCAGAAGGUAUCUCAGACAGACGAAAUGAAAAAUACAGAUACGCCACCCGCGGAGACGAACGGAUAUGUCUCGCCUCACGAGGUUGCGCAACCUGCUCCGCCGACUCCUCCGGUCUCGAACGGGGAUUCAAACACCGAGCAAGUUUCCAACACCGAGCAGGUUGAUGUACUGGCAAAUGGGGGUAUCCCUUACUAUUUGAAGGACUUUGAACCAGAAGGCACCAGUCUCCUACAGGCUGAAGACAACAUGUCGGUGUUCAGCGAGGAGCUCAGUGAAAUGGGUGACGAGGAAUUACAGGGUUUGGGAGACGACGUCAGAGCUGGAGCUAUGCAAGCCGUGGACCCCGUUCUUGUCGUUCCUGCAAAGGCACCACAGAAGAAGGCCCGGAAGAAAGCGCGAAAGAGAUGGUGA
Messenger RNA from Drepanopeziza brunnea f. sp. 'multigermtubi' MB_m1, 3603 nucleotides. RefSeq lists its product as uncharacterized. Gene Ontology annotation, biological process: regulation of transcription by RNA polymerase II. The record is from RefSeq and is a predicted model, not a curated record. Lineage: Eukaryota; Fungi; Ascomycota; Leotiomycetes; Helotiales; Drepanopezizaceae. Gene Ontology annotation, cellular component: MOZ/MORF histone acetyltransferase complex.